Closterium sp. NIES-67 is the source of this 7451-nucleotide messenger RNA. The record is from the annotation of a GenBank genome assembly. NCBI's taxonomy places the organism in Eukaryota, Viridiplantae, Streptophyta, Zygnematophyceae, Desmidiales, Closteriaceae.
CCAAAAAGUGGUGAAACCGGGUGGGGUUGGACCCGCGCCACGUUGUGAGGUUGAUGAGGUUGCGACGAAGUGAGAGUGAAGUUGGGACAAAGACAUCGUAAUAGCUUGUUUGCCUACGACGAAUGCAUCGUGCUCAGGUGCUAGCCCAUCAUCUGAGGGCGCGAAGCUGAACCUUAGUGCAUACGAUGCAGAUCCGAACAGUCGCGUUGGUUUCCGCAACAUGCUCGCCACGUCCCAGCCACCAUACCAACCGCUUUGCCCAGCUGAAAUUGUGUGGCGAGAUCUGAUUGGCGACAUGGAUUGCGCAGCAAUGGCCGCUUGCAUGCCAAGGCAGCCGCAUGAUCGGCGGAACGGGUUUCGAAGACUCAGCGGGGACAGCACCGUCUUUAGGGACGACGCGAGGGAGAGCGUGGAGUGCGGAGCCGAGGGGGAGAGGGAGAGAGAGGAUGGAAGCGAGAGCAGUGGGAGUGAGGUAGAUCUAAUCGAGGCAGAAUGGGGUGAUCAUGGCGGGAAGGGUCACUCUGAUUCAGAGGAAGAAGCGGCAGAAAGAGCUGUGCCGCUCGAAGAGGGGAUGGCGGGAACGGGGAUGGAGGCGAUGGCGGAAGCGGGGAUGGAGGGGAUGGCGGACGAGGGGAUGGAUGCGGAGGGGAUGGAUGCGGAAGAGGGGAUGGCGGAAGAGGGGAUGGCGGAAGAGGGGAUGGCGGAAGUGGGGAUGGCGGAAGAUGGGAUCAUGGCGGAGGAGAGAGCGCAGCGGCGGCGGCAGUCAUGGCUGUGGAGCGUGGAGUGGCUCGCGUCGUGGCCGCUCAGACGACUCAGCCACACGUGGCGCCAGCGGCUGUUCUGGCUGUGGGGGCUGGCAGCCUUGGGCAUUCUGACCCUGGUGCUGGUGUGGGUGUGGCGGCUCUCAGAGAGGGACGCGUGGGACGAGCUGGCAGCGCACUGCGACGAGUGGGCGGCGUUCGUCGAGGGCAAGUUCAACACCACGGCUGCCAACACGCACUCUCUCGCUGAUUUCGUCCGCACCUACUACCUCGAUAGCGCAAAGGAGAGCUUUCGCAAUGUGGCCAAGUUCCAGGGGUUCACUCAAUCCACUCUUGACGCCCGCCCCCUGGCAUCAUUCGUGGGGUUUUCAUUCCUCUUCAACACCUCCGCAGCGCGGGCCACAUUGGAGAGGGAGACCGGGCAGUGCGUCUUUGGCUACGGCCCGAACGGCACCUUCCCCUGCCAGCCCCUGGGCGAGCCCAUGUACUCGCCGAUCGUCUUCUUCAACAUAAGGCCGGGAUACAACACCCUGGUGGACUUCAACAGCCGUUGCUGUCUGGACAUCAUGUCAGAUCCAAGUUUCAACGCAACGAUUCAUCGAUCCAUCGCCCUGGCCUCCUCUGCCAUGGCACCACCUUUCAUGCGCGGCGACUACCCCUACCACUACCUCGGCCACACUUUCCCCGUCUACCACAACCACACCACCUUCGCCCUGCCGCCCAUGUACCCCCCUCCCACGCCCUCCUCCCUCCACCUCCCCCCCCUCGCCCACCCCGGGAUACUCCCGAGGGGCUUCCUACUUGCGGGGUAUAACUUUGCGAGCCUGCGAUCGACGGUGGGCUUUAAGGAGCUGGUGCAUCCGAAUGCACGUGUCUAUCUGGUGGAUGGGACCAGGGGUGGGGAUGGGGAUGGAGAUAGGGAUGGGGGUGCGGGCAGCUGGGUGCCAAAGUUGAUGUUUGAGCAAGAAGGGGUGGUGGGUGAGGAGGAGAUAGGGAGGUGGAUGGUGGAUUUAGAGGGGAAGGAGAAGGCGAAUGUGGGAGGGAGAGUUCAGCGUGCAGUGUACCUGGGUGACUCGACCAGACGCUUCUACCUUUUCUGCGAGCACGCAUCCUACACCAAGCCGUUUGGCCCCUUUGUGUGGAUCGUGGUGGCCGUGCUCUUCCUGGCCGUGUCCACCUUCCUCCUGUGGACGUGCAUUCAGCUCAUGGCCACCUUCGAGUCCGACUGCCAGCACAUCGCCACUGCACAGGAUCAACUCAGGGAGGCCCGGUUGGAAGCCGAGGCGGCCAGCCGCGCCAAGGGGGAUUUCUUGACAACCAUGUCGCAUGAGAUCCGCACACCCAUGAACGGCGUCAUCGGCAUGCUGAACCUGCUGCUGGAGACGCCCCUGGACGGCACGCAGCUGGACUACGCGGAGACGGCGCGCAGCAGCGGGCGCGCGCUGUGUGCGCUGAUCAAUGACAUUCUGGACCUCUCCAAGAUCGAGGCGGAGAAGCUGCGCCUCGAGCGCAUCCCGCUGCACGUGCGCACCGAGCUCGACGACGUGCUCGCGAUUUUCGUCGACAGUGCGGAGGAGAACCGGUCCAUCGAGCUCGCGGCGUUCGUUGCGGACGACGUGCCCGAGACGCUUAUUGGAGACCCGCUCCGGGUGAAGCAGUUCCUCCUCUACUCCCUACUCCAGGUCCUCAUCAACCUCAUAGGCAACGCCUUCAAGUUCACCACCAAGGGCCACAUCUUCAUCGCUGUCCGGGUGGCAAGCAGCACCAAUGCUGCUGAUGAUGCUGGCGAUGAUGGUGACGGUCCCCCACUGCUGCUCCCAGCCUCGUCCUCCGCCUCCUCCUCCUCGUCAGUCGAGAAGAAGGACUCAGCUGACGCAGAUGAUGAUGCCAUGGCUGCCUCAGAAGCCCCAGCAUCGCCAGAUAUUGGUGUGCAUGGGAGCGGAGGUGCUGGUGCUAAUGAUGGCUUUGAUGGCCGUGGAUCUACCAGGGCUGCUGGGGCUGCUGGGGCUGCUGGGGCUGCUGCGGAUGGCGAGGAUGCUCCUGCCGGCCCUUGCUGUGUGACCUUGAGCGGGCGGCCAGCAAUGAAGACGUGGUGCUCGUGGGAGCGCAUGGGCGGCAGCAUGGACCUCGACACGGUGGGGGCGGCCUGUCACACCUGCCAUGGUGGUGGCGUGGCUAACCACAGCUGCCAUGGUGGUGGCAUGGCCAGCCACACGUGUCAAAGUGCCCUGGCUCCCAACCAGCCAGUGCGCCUGCUGGUGGCGGUGGAGGACACAGGUAGCGGCAUCCCGCGUCACGCGCAGAGGGACAUCUUUCAGUCGUACGCCCAAGCGGAUCGCAGCACAGCUCGCCUGCAUGGAGGCACGGGGAUCGGCCUCUCCAUAUGCAAGCGGCUCGUGUCGAUGAUGGGGGGAUCCAUCUCCUUCACGAGCAAUCCAGGUGUCGGCACCACCUUUCUCUUCGACAUCAUCCUCCACACACCCCCUCUCGCUCACCCCUCCCCUCCUCCUAACCCCGACAGGCCUCCCCCUCUCCCUCCCCUUAUUACAACGUCUCCUCCUCAGCCCCUCACUCCUCAUUCUCACCUCCCUGCCCCACUCCCCUCCACUCUCUCCAUCCCUUCCCCGCCCACUGCUUCCCCAACCUCCCAACAAAUUCCCGCCAUACCAUCCGUACGUUCCAUCUCGCCAGCUACUAUCUCCUCGCCUCAUCCGCUUAGCCCGUGCGACGGGUCCCCCCAAGCCACAAGCGAGCAGCAGCAGCAGCAGCAGCAGCAGGAGCAGGAUCACAUGUGUUCGCGGUUGCUGCAGCGGCGGCCGCAGGCAAGAUGUGGGCUGGAGGGGGUGUGUGUGGUGAGUGGCGGGAGUGGUGGCGGUGGUGGCAGUGGUGGCAGUGGUGGCAGUGAUGGCUGUGGUGGGAGGGGUGGCAGUGGUGGGAGGGGUGCAUGUGCGUUGGAGGGGGUGUGCGUGGUGAGUGUGGACGACCGCCCAGUGCGGCAUGCUGUCACUCUCAGUCUGCUGCGCCGCCUGGGCGUCUGCACCCUCCACUGCUCCUCCUUCAAGCACCUGCCCUCCCUCCUCGCGCAACACCGUGCCAUGGACCAUGGUAGUGGUGAUGACCUCACCACAGGCAUGCAUCCACAUGCCAUGCACCAUGCAGAGCAGGAGGAGUUGGUGGAGGAGGAGGGAGAGGAGGAAGAAGGGGAGGAGGAAGAAGGGGAGGAGGGGGAGAAGAGAAUGGAAGAGUUUUGCAAGGUUGCGAUGAGCUCUGGCCUUUCUCCUGCUGCCACAUCUCCUCACGCCCUGCCACUGCAUUCUCUUCAGCCUUCAACCACCCAAUCCCCUCCAGCUCGCCGCAGCGUAUCUCUCACAGCAGCAUCAACAACCCACCCAUCCGCUCCUCUCGCUCUCCCACCUUUUCCUCCCUCCACGUCCCACACCACGCUAACACAAUCCGCACAACUCGCACCACCCGCCUCCUCACUCGCACGUCCAACCCAACUCGCACAACUCCCACAACUGGCACCGCUUGCGUCCCUACAAUGCAAUGGAGCACCUCUAACAGCGGCUCACACAACACCCACACCUCAUAGCAUGUCUCACAUUCUUCCUGUUUCAAACCUCACACAGGCCAACACAGGGUCAACCAGCAGCCACUUCUCUCCUCCUCUUGAGCCUUUCGGCUCGCCGGCAAUUCUUGUAUCUCCUGCUUUCUUCUGCCCCUCCGCCUCCACCCCCUCUGCAUCCUCCACCUCCUUCUCCCCUCUCUCUCCUGCUCCUCCCCCGCGCCACUUCUCCUGCCCUCCUCUCUCCAUCCCUGCGCACUGCCCGAGUGGGAAAGGAGUGGGGGAUGGGGAGGAGGAGGACCAGCGGCAGCAGCGGUGGUGGCGGCAGCAGGGGGAAGAGGGGGAGGGGCAAAAGGACGCGAAUGAAGAGGGGGAGGGGCAGCAGGGGGCGCACUACAGGAGUUUGGGUGAGGUGGAGAGGAGGGGGUGUGUGGGGGCGGUGGUGGUGGAAGGGGAGAUGAUGCGGCGGCUGGGAGUGACUGCGGACCAGAUUCACGCCCUUUUGGCGGGGAAGGGGGGGUUUGCUGGGAUGGCGGGGCAGGGAAGUGGCAUCGGGAUGGCAGGGGAAGGUGAGCAGAUGAGGGAAGAGAGGGAGGAGGGGGAGGAGGGGGAGGUGAGCAAAGUGGGUACGGGAGGGUGUGCACUGGAGAAGCAGCAGCGCAGCAGCAAGGUCAGCAUUGGCAGCAAGAGCAGCACCACCUGCAGCACAUGGCCCGUGCCCUUCCUGGUGCUGCUGCACGGGUCCCUUCCGCUCGCACCCGACUCUCUUGCCGGAGACCCUGCCACGCCCGACAUCUCCAGCCCUUACAAGAGGGACGCCUAUAAAGGGGACGGUUUCGAUGCCGUCGUGAGGAAACCCCUCCGGAAGCUGGCUCUGGCUGCGGCGCUUCUGCCGCUCAUUGCAGGGGGCACGGAGGAGCUGCAGGGGGGUGUGUUGGAAGAGUGUGACAACAGAGAGAAGUGUGACAACAGUGAGAUUUGUGGGGGACAGGGCCAGUGGGGAGCCUUGGAGCUAGUGAGCCCCUCGGCGGGCAGCAGCGCUGCAGAUGCCAUCUGGCGAGCUGGCAAAUUCCCUGGCUUGCUCAUAUCCCCUCGCUCACUCCAAAACCCUCCCUCAUUCCCAACCCCUCACUCACUCAAAUCCCCUCACUCACUCAAAUCCCCUCACUCACUCAAAUCCCCUCACUCACUCAAAUCACCUCUCUCACUCCCGUCCCCCCACUCACUCCAAAAUCCUCCCUCACUCACAUCCCCCUGUGCCCAGCCCAUGGCACCCUCCAUGUCCCCAGCUGGGGGGGGUAUGUCUUUGGCUCCGUCAGACUCUGCGCUGCCCCCCCUAGCUACUGCACACGCCUCCCUAUCUUCCCUAACCUCCCCAUCAUCCCCAGCCACCGUAGCCGACCUCCUGCCUCGUCACCUCCUCCCUCCCGCUGCUGCCAGCAAUCACCUCUCUCCUGCGCCGGCUGCCUUGUCUCUGCCAUGCGUGGCUGUGAAUGGCUUCCAGCCAAAACACAGCUUGGAGGGCAGUGGCCGUGAGCCAACGCACAACUUGGACGGCUGUGGGCGUGAACCAGCGCACAGCUUGGGCGGCAGUGGCUCUUCAGUGGGCUUGGGGACGUCUCAAGGCGUGCGCGAGGAAGGAAGUGGCUCGCUGCUGCACCGAGCAGCAUCUCUCGAGCACCUGGUUGGGCCUGCUGCUGCGGCAGAUGCAACAUCCGCCGAGGAGGAAACGGCUCCUCUGGAGGCGGGGGAUUCGGCUGCCACAGGUGCUGCUACCGCUGCCAUAGAUGCUGCUACCGCUGCCACAGGUGCUGCUACUGCUGCCACAGGUGCUGCUACCGCUGCCACAGGUGCUGUUACCGCUGCCACAGGUGCUGCUACCGCUGCCACAAGUGCUGCUACCGCUGCCACAGGUGCUGCUACCGCUGCCACAGGUGCUGCUACCACUGCCACAGGUGCUGCUACCACUGCCACAGGUGCUGCUACCGCUGCCACAGGUGCUGCUACCGCUGCCACAGGUGCUGCUACCGCUGCUGCAGGGGCAAAAAGGUUGGGCACGCCACCCCUUGUGAGGUGCCACUCUGCUGCAGCGGCAGAGAUGGCUGGCUCAGUAGCAUCUGGGUGGGUAGAUGGGAAAGCAGGUGGGGGGGCAGGUGGUGGGAGGCGUUUUGAGAUGCCAAAGGGCGUUAGGCCACAGGGGUAUAGUUUGGAGGUGCCUCAAAGCAGGCAGUUAACCAGACGGGCUAGUCUUGGUAGCUGUUAUACAACCCAUGCCCCUGCUGAUGCGCCUCCUUAUGCUGCUGCUGCUGCUGUCGCAUCAGCAGUCCAGGAGCCGGCAACAGCGGGGGAGAAGCUUCAGAUAUUGGCGGGGAAGCGGGUGGUGGUGGUGGACGACAACCUGAUCAACCGCAAGGUGGCCGGCAUGCUGCUGGAGCGGCACGGAGCGCGAGUGACCGCCCUGGAUGGCGGGCUCAAGGCCGUCGAUGCCCUCGCUCCGGGCCACCCCUUCCACCUCGUCUUCAUGGACCUGCAGAUGCCAGGGAUGGACGGGUUGGAGGCAACUCGGAGGAUUCGGGCGCGGGAGAGGGCGAGGGGCAUGGGGCAUGUGCCCAUCAUAGCGCUCACAGCGGACGUCAUUGCGGGCACGCGCGAGCAGUGCUUCGUCGUGGGCAUGGAUGCGUACCUCUCCAAACCCCUUGAACACACCCACCUCGCCAACGCCGUGUGGCACUGCCUCGGCCAAUCGUAGAGACACGCACCCUAAAAGCUCCAACUCGCUAAUGGUGUCUGGCACUGCCUCGGCCAGGCCAGUCAUAUAGCCCCGUAAAGUUGGGGUAUGUGCCGAUAAUAGUGCUCACAGCGGGUGGGUAUUGGCUUGCCAACGCAUAGGGACAUGCCGUAUAGUCACAACGCCAUUUGGCUCUGCGUGUCUACAACUACCGGUGUUGGUGUUGCUUGUCCAACUCAUAGUGGCCUAUAGGCAUGCAUGGGAUAUCAAUAUAUAUAUACAUAUAUACAUAUAUAUAUAUAUAUAUAUCUUUAUUUAUAUGUAUGUAUAUGUAGGCUAUGCAGGUGCAUUACUCUGAUUGGAUACUAGUGUAGAGAGUACAACCCAUUUCUUGUAC